Chaetomium globosum CBS 148.51 is the source of this 1179-nucleotide messenger RNA. RefSeq lists its product as uncharacterized. The coding region runs from base 1 to 1179 and encodes 392 amino acids. The record is from RefSeq and is a predicted model, not a curated record. Lineage: Eukaryota; Fungi; Ascomycota; Sordariomycetes; Sordariales; Chaetomiaceae. The transcript has 2 exons.
AUGGCCGGCGCAUUGAAAUCGCUCAUCAACAGCGCCAAGGCGUUCGCGAUCGGCGACUCGGGCAGCAAGGCCUCGAUACACGACCUGUUCCCCAAGGUCGACAAGGCCAUCGACGGCGAGGACUGCGACCACGACUGCUCCAGCUGUUCGAUACAGUACCCGAAGGGGUUUAAGGUUGAGGAAAACGAUGAUCUGUACGGGUUCAUCAAGGGGUGGAGCACACACCUCCUGGUGGCGACGGGCAAGACAGACUGGGUGCGCGAUGUCGCCGACGAGAAGGGCAGCAUCAUGCAGGCGAUUGACGCCGCAAAGGGGCCCACGAACGGGCUACCAUGGCCAGUUACUAACAUGCGCCCUCCAACAGCGCCUCAUGCUCUCGGCCUCCAACAUGCCCACCCCGCACCAAACGACCUCCUACUCCGAGCCGACGAGCGUGCUCCUCCUCCCGGCCUUCACCAUCAUCGAGAACGUGACGCCCGCCACCGUGCCCACCCUGCUCACCUCCAUCAUCUCGCACGCGCCCACAACCAGCAGCCCGCUCGCCCCCUUUGCCCUCCCGCGCUCCCUGCCGGCCCCGCUCCCCGAAGGCACGCCCGCGGCCAUCAAGGACCUGACGACGCGCCCGUGCCCGCACCGUGCCCUGAUCCUGCUGUGCAGCCAAAGACGCGCGAUGUGCGCUGCGGGCAGUCCGCCCCGCUGCUGCGCGCGAGUUUCAGCGCCAUUUGCAGCCGUUGGGGUUGUAAGAGAUCUGGGAUGAUGAGCGGCUCGGGGGGGUGGGGGAUUUAUUUUAUUAGCCAUGUGGGUGGGCAUAAGUAUAGUGCGAAUGUUAUGAGUCUAUCGGAGAGAGGAGCCGGUACAAAGAGAGAGUCGAGAGAGAGAGGGGUGAAGGAAGAGGGGCAGAAGGAAGAUGGGGGGAAGGAGAGUGGUGGAAAAGAGGGAGAGGGGGCGGAACAAACAGCCGAAAAGGAUACGGAGGAAAAGGGGGAGGGGGAGGGGGAGGAGGAGAAUGUGCUGGCGGAAGGGGAUGUCGGAGCGGCGCAGUGCAUCUGGCUUGCAAGGGUAAGGCCGGAAGAUUGUGAGGGCAUCGUCAAGUUUACGGUGCUGCAGGGGAAAGUGGUCAAGCCCGAGAGCCAGCUACGGGGUGGGUUUGACCGGGGCAAGGGGUUGAUGAGUUGGUGA